AUGGCUGACGGGCGAGCGAGCAGAACAACCGUGUUGACGGAGCGGUCGGGUACACGUUGCAACGGAAAAACGGAGAGAGAGUGGCGCGUACGAACGAGCUCGCCUGCGCCGGGCGCCGGUAACAGCCUACCAGUGUUGCCAAAAUUGCGGCUGCCGGCGCGCAGCGCCCAUGAACAUGGUUACUGCGGCGGUCGGUCGAGCGUGACCACCGACGGCGGCAAUGUUGUUAUCAAACGGAUCGAACAUACUCCCCCUUGCAAGUUCAGCGAACUUGCAACAGACUUCGAUCAACCAUGA
Messenger RNA from Macrosiphum euphorbiae (potato aphid), 297 nucleotides. Lineage: Eukaryota; Metazoa; Arthropoda; Insecta; Hemiptera; Aphididae. The record is from the annotation of a GenBank genome assembly.